AUGGUAACGGUUGCAAUGGGCUUCACAUCAUUGACGAUGGCUGAUCCAAUUCUGAGUCUUUCGGCCCAGAUUUCGAGUUCAACAGUGUCGAUGGCAGAUCAAACGCAACGAGUUUCGAUUAGAGAUGAUGUUUUUGGUGUUUGGAAACGAUCCUGUUUCCAUCAAGUCUCUCUGACAGUGGAGAUGAAGUAUUUAUUGUUCGUCAGAUUGGGGUGGUUCUCUUUUGUUACCCAAUUCGAACGUGCCAUCUCCGUGAAGGGUCAAGUGACUAUCCACGAUGCCCAACUUCUCCGGCACCAAUCUGGUGAAGGGAUUGAAUUUAAGAUUCGGAAAGUAUUGUGGUGCAUUGGUCGACGAAUUUGGGAUCCAGGAAAAUCAGUUUUAUGGAGGAAGUUACAGAAUAAGAAGAUGAUGUUCACUCACUUCUGGCCAUUGGAGUAUGAUGGACAAGACUUCAACACCAAAGGUAACAGAUGA
Microthlaspi erraticum is the source of this 477-nucleotide messenger RNA. Lineage: Eukaryota; Viridiplantae; Streptophyta; Magnoliopsida; Brassicales; Brassicaceae. The record is from the annotation of a GenBank genome assembly.